AAUAAACGAGAGAAGAAGAAAAACCCCCGAAGAAGAAGCCGCAGCCGCAGCUUGGCAUCAUCAUGCCUGCUGCUGUCACGAUGGAGGAAAAUUUUGAUAAACUUUUAGAGCAAUGCGAAGUUCAGGAACUCGAGGCUCCUGGGGGCAUCGCAACACCUCAAGUCUAUGCUCAGCUUCUGGCUCUCUAUCUGCUCAACAAUGACAUGAAUAAUGGCAGGUAUCUCUGGAAGAGGAUUCCCCAGGCAAUCAAAUUAGCCAACCCUGAAUUAAGCGCCAUCUGGGCCGUCGGCCAGCGCAUUUGGCAGAGGGACUUUCCUGGGAUAUAUACAGCAAUUUUAGCGUACCAGUGGUCGGAGAACAUUUUCCCAGUCAUGGAAGCCCUUCAAGAGAGCACUCGGCAGAGGGCGUACAGCCUGGUGGCGCAGGCGUACACUUCCAUCUCAGCAGAGGACUUCGCUGCCUUCGUGGGAUACUCAGUUGAAGAGGCAGUUAAGGGUGUAGUGAGUCAAGGAUGGCAGGCAGAUCAAACUACCAGAAUGGUGAUGCCCAAAAAGCCAGAUCCUCCCCCCGUCUCCUUGGUUCCAAACGAGCAGCAGCUCGCCAGACUCACAGAUUACGUGGCGUUCCUCGAGAACUGAGGAACAACUGCCGCCCCGUUUCAUCUGUUAGAUAUUGGAUAGACUUAGUCCCACUCUGUAGAUUAAUAUGUAUCAAAAACACCUUAAAUUUCCGUGGAUACUUCUGUUUAUGGGACGCUUCUCAAGUACAUGCUUUUUAAUGUUCAGCAAAUAUUGUACCUUAUCCUAUUCAUAUGAUGAAAUGUUGUUUCUGCUCAAACUUGUGUUGUAAGAUCUUUUUUUGUGUCCAAUUUCAUAAGUAUUUAUGUGAUCACACAGCGUUUUUUUCCAUGUCGUUAAAAAAAUUCAAAAAUCAAUUUACUAGUGUGUCCAUUUUCCCACUUAAAGGAAGCUCUGAAACCAAGGUCAUCAGGUCAGGGGAGUCUUGGCAUGCGUCACUGUGAGAACUCAGACCUACAGUAAUGCUUAAAGUUUAUAUUUUGUCUGAUGAAUAAAUUCCUGGCUGUUUUUAA
Cololabis saira (Pacific saury) is the source of this 1090-nucleotide messenger RNA. It is a transcript of the gene cops8, whose product is annotated as COP9 signalosome subunit 8. Bases 63 to 638 code for a protein of 191 amino acids. Lineage: Eukaryota; Metazoa; Chordata; Actinopteri; Beloniformes; Belonidae. The record is from RefSeq and is a predicted model, not a curated record. The transcript has 7 exons. Gene Ontology annotation, cellular component: COP9 signalosome. Gene Ontology annotation, biological process: COP9 signalosome assembly; protein deneddylation.